Poecile atricapillus (Black-capped chickadee) is the source of this 735-nucleotide messenger RNA. It is a transcript of the gene GRXCR2, whose product is annotated as glutaredoxin and cysteine rich domain containing 2. The record is from RefSeq and is a predicted model, not a curated record. The transcript has 3 exons. Gene Ontology annotation, biological process: sensory perception of sound. Bases 1 to 735 code for a protein of 244 amino acids. Gene Ontology annotation, cellular component: stereocilium base; stereocilium shaft; microvillus. NCBI's taxonomy places the organism in Eukaryota, Metazoa, Chordata, Aves, Passeriformes, Paridae.
AUGGAUGAGCCGCAGAAGGAGCUCAGCCAGCGGCAGGAGGGCCGGCCCCGCAAGGUGAGGUUCAAGAUAUCCUCAGCCUACAGCGGGCGAGUGUUGAAGCAGGUCUAUGAGGAUGGGCAGGAGCUGGAGCCCCCGGCACAGGAGCCCUCGCGGCGCUUCCUGCGCCACAGCUUCGAGCCCGAGGAGCGUCUCUGUGUGCCCGGGGAGCUGCCACAGAACAGCUUCUACUGGCCCACGGCCCUGAUGGCCCCGAGGAUCAGCAUCAUCCGAGAGGAGCAGCAGCACGGGCUCACGGGGACCCUGCUCAGCGACUGCCAGCCCGGUGCCAGCCACUGCAGGACCUCCCCAGUUGUAGAUUUUGGCAAGAUCAUCAUCUACACCAACAACCUGAAAAUCAUCCGUGCACCGAUGGACCAGAAAGAGCUCAUGAGAAGAAUCAUGCAGUCUGAUGGAAUAAAUGACUGGACCUUCAUGUACCGGGGAAAGAGAGAACAUUUUCUUGAUGGACAGAAAACAGACAUGGAGAAUAAGGUCACUUGCAACCAGCAUUUGCAGGAGGGCACCACGGAUCGAGGCUGUUGGCAGUGCAGAGGCUCAGGCUGCGCUCCCUGCUCGCUGUGCCAUGGCAGCAAGUUCUCCAUGCUGGCAAACCGAUUCCGGGAGUCCUACCGGGCGCUGCGGUGUCCGGCGUGCGACGAGAGCGGGCUGCAGCCGUGCUGGGUGUGCGCUGCCUGA